AUGGCGAACGAACCCAUGGAAAAUGGUGUCAGUAUUAACGACGGUUUAAACGAAAGAUGUAGCACAGAAAAAGCUCUAAAAUUCGCCAAGAAGUUGUAUAUACACGGAGGCAACAUUUCCAACUGGAACAGGAUCAAACGGAAGACUACACCUAGUUCAUCGGAUGAGGUUUGUUAUGAGUCUUUGGUGAGAUUUUUUAAUUCGAGCACGCGAGAGUGUACAAGCUUAGAGCCCUUCAUGAUCUUCAUUUUCGUCGACACUGGGUAAAAAAUAAAUUUUCCAUGCUUCCUACAGUCUCUUACAUUGAAUCCUCUGUUAAGGAAGUUUUUAGGGUUAUAUUUUUCUGUUGUCACAUACUAUUUACGGUCCUUCUGUGUAAACAAUAACCCAGCCGGCUUCGCAGAUUCUUUCGUCACGAAAAUCAGAAAUCGAUACAAAGCAGUUUUUAAAACCAAAAUAGACUCAUUCCUGCAUUAUAAACAUUAAACUAGUCGGAUUAGAAAAUCGUUGAAAGGCAACUGUAUGCGUGAUGAAUUCGCGUUCGUCCCGUGAGUCAGCAAUUUAAGCUUCAUUGUCAAGAAAAAUGCAAUCCAUAGAACCAACAUGUCCAUAUGGGUUAUUUUUGGCCUUUGUGCCUAAAAUAAACAAAAAUCAUUAAUUUGCUACCGAAGUGAUUUUGUUUAAAAUGCGAGUCAACAAUUUAAAAAAAUGUACCUGCCUCAAAAUAAGUUUAGUUAAUUAAACAGUUACGUAAGUUAAUAUAUUAAGAACACUUACACUGUAUUACAUUUUAAAAAAAUGUAUUAGUCAGGCCAUUAGUGUAGGGUGGGGUGAUAGACAUGUAUUUUCAUUUUUCUCUGCUCGAUAGCAGUAGUCCACCAUCAUGUGUUAAUUAGCAUUCGAAUGUCUUAUUUUUUGCCUACAAUAAAUAAAAGAUAUUGAAUUAACUCAAUUGAAUAUUAUAAUUUUAAAAAACUCAGUUAACUCGCCCAAACCCAAAGCACCUCCUCAUUCCUAAAGUACUUACAUUACUUUCAAAAACAGGGAUUAUUAUCACAAAACUUAAAGAUGGACAUCAGUUUAAUAUGUGGUGUUCUCAAUAUUAUUGUAGCUAUCUGAAAGCAUUGGAACAACAUUGAGCAGCUUAGUGCCUGGGAACAACAAUGAAGAGGAAUUUAUUCCAGUAAGUUGCAAUAAUUACUCAAGAAUACAAGAAUAAUAAUUUAUUAUCUGUUAUCACAAGGGAGAAACGAGAAGAGAUUGUAGUGUACAUGCGGGACUUUCCUAGUGCAGGAAGUUUGAGGUCAUGUGACUAGACAGAGUUGUGUUUUUAGUGUAGCGGUGUCAGAGCUAAGUAGUGCUUCUGUCUACCAGACUAUAAAUGCCUUGGUUGCCCAUCAGAAAUACUACAGAGAAAUCUAGUAACUCCUUGCUUUUUACUAUGAAAACACGAGACAUUAGAAAUCAUUAGUUUUCUAAUUUUAUGUUAUUUUAGAAAAAGGCAUUGAGAUGUGUGAACCAAAAGUUUGUGGAAAAAAUAGAGCGAGGAGAAAGGGAACAUCUCAAAAUUUCAGGUAAUAUUUUUUUUACUAUUCUGAUGAGACAUUUUGCUAUGCUUGUUUCUUCCCUAGCUUUAAUUCAUUACAUCUUAGGCCCUGUUCAAACAUCCCAUUUCACAUGUGCUGAAUCUAAUGCUAAUGAUGAAAAUCUGUUGUUCUUGCUCAUUUGCAUAAUUAGAUUUGGCACUUGUGAAAUGAGACGUUUGAACUGGUUCUAACUUACUUUAAUAUCACAAAAUAAUUUCACUGACUCUCUGCCUGAAACGUAAAAAUAAAUUGUUCAACAUCCUCAAUUCUCCUUUUGAUUACAGUGAAAGUAUUCGCAAUUGAACUCAAACCUGCCAUUAUCCAGGAUGCACUAUUCAGAGGUGAGGCUUGAGGGUUCUUUAUCCUUGGAGCAUUGAAUAUUAUUGGUCACAGUUCUAUCCCUUAAACUGUUUAGGAAAUAAUGUUUUCAAAUUUGUUUCCCCUCUUACUAGCAAUGUGUGAGCUUGGGGUGGAGUCUGUGGAAACCUUGUUCUUAGCAUUGCCAGAGAUGUCUGGUGAAGAUGCUUUUGAAGUUCUGAAGGGCUUCUGGGAGGUACGUUUAACUCUUUUUACCUUGUUGUUAAAACUGCAUGAUUAUAACACCCAAUAGUGAUUUUUUUUUAAAUGUAAGUUACAUUUGGAAGUGUUCUAAAAAACUGCUUUAUCCACUUUGAAAUGCUAUCCUCAGUGACUACACAAAUAAAUUUAUUAAGAAAUAUCUCUUUCUUAGAGCAAAGAUAAUUUGAUCUGAAAUAGUUUGAGGUUAUUUCAAUGUUAUUUCGUCCUCUUCAUCAGUCAAAUUAAAUGACUGAAGGUCUUAUUUACAAACUGUGCUGUCCAAACUUUUAGGAAAUGGAGUUUCUAUCAGACAGCGGAUAUAUCAAAGAUCUAGGAGUUUGUGACCUGGACAAGCCAACGCUAGAAAAACUUUAUCAGUCAGCAAGGGUACGUUAUUAUCUUUUUUCAGUUUAUCUCAUUUUAUGGUUAUUACUUAUUUAGUUUUGAUUUUGUUUCUGAUCGGCAGCAUUUCACCUCUAAAUGUUCAUGUACAUGAAUAACCUAUGUUUAACGUAUUGCACUGAUUUUUGCAAAUAAUUCCUUGCAGAUCAAGCCUGGGAUCAACCAAGUCAAUCUUGCUUCGUGUUGCGUGAUGCCAAAGGUAAUUUAUAAUGUUAUGAUUGACUUAAAUUGCUACAGGUCAGGUGAACAUGUUAAACUAAUAGUGCUGCAUUUUUCCUUUUGAGGUUGCUUAGAGUGGUUUGUGGGUGAACCUGUUGAGGUCCAAUCUCAAAUCUGGUUCUUUUGCAAUUCAGCCACUGGCUGCAUUAAAGUGAUAAGUGUAACACUAGCCUAUGUAGCAAGCGCUUGCAUAAUAUGGGUGCAACAGAGAGAACAAGGCAUGUGAGGGGGACACACGAUGUAUUCCUUUGCAUGCCCCAUCCUUCUGAUAUUAUACCGGUAACUUCCCAGUGCCACCAUUUUCUUGUCAAUGUUUUCUUUUCUUUUCCUUUUUUGUAUGGGAAUGGGCUGUUGCCUGUAGAAGCUACUUUUUAUAUGCCAGUGUAAUAAUAUAUAUGACAAAGUAUAAAUGUCUUCCCUUAGGAAAGUUCUCUAAAUUUAUUUACCUUGAAUUUGAAUUUGAGUUUUUAAAGUUUUAAAGUUAUUUUUCAUUUAUUUUUUCAGGAUCUUGUAGCAUUCAGUGAGAAGCAUGACAUUCAACUGCUGACACAUGCUGAUCCAAAAGGUAAAUAAUGAGUACCCUCAGAAACGGUUGUUUCAUUUUCAUCUAGGGGUAACUAACCAGAGACAAAGAGCACAAAGACAAAACAUAGCCUCUCCCCCUCCCCUCCCUUAACCUCCCCUAACUCUUUUCUAACGGCAUACUGUAAACACUGCUCUGAUUUAUCAUGAAUGCAAUACUCUUUGUGCAGGGAUAAAAGAAAACAAUUUCUGUAAUGUACAGCCAUUUUCCUAGAACAAGAUCCUGUUUUUAGUUUUUGUCUUUCUUAUGGACCUUAUGAAAACUGACGUUUAAGUACACUGUACGUGAUUUUCCACUUCAGAUAUAUUGACAAAGGAAAGCCUCGAAGGAGCACUCACUGAGAGCUGUAAAGAUGUAGAUGUCCAGGGAUGGAAGCCAGUGUGGGCUCUGAGAUACUCUGUACUUGUCAAAUGUCGUGGUGUCAUCAAAAACAAAGGGUAUGUUAAACAACUGCGCAAUACUAACUGA
This is a messenger RNA of Porites lobata, 3816 nucleotides long. The record is from the annotation of a GenBank genome assembly. Lineage: Eukaryota; Metazoa; Cnidaria; Anthozoa; Scleractinia; Poritidae.